Molecule: messenger RNA, 831 nt
Organism: Striga asiatica
Lineage: Eukaryota; Viridiplantae; Streptophyta; Magnoliopsida; Lamiales; Orobanchaceae
Source: the annotation of a GenBank genome assembly
AUGGCGAUCAUUGAGCACAUUGGUCAUGAGCAGCACAAAUUGAUUUUGAGAGGCCAAGGAAAAAAAAAAAGAGAUGUAUAUCAUAGUAAUAAGCCUGAGUUCUGCAGUGUGUGUGAGUUACCAAUUCUAUCGAGCCCUUCCUACACUUGCAUAACCGGCUGCGAUUUCUUCUUGCAUGAGCCGUGUGCGCGGCUGCCACAUAAUGUGAACUACCCCUACACUUCCGAACCUCUUUCCCUCAAAAUCAAUCCAAAUCGCAAUAAUCCAUGCCAAAGGUGUGGCAAGUUAUGCGCAAAUAUCAUCUCUACUAAAGAGUAUUUUAAUUGGAAUUACAUAGCCCAUCCUCUGUGUGUUGUCAAAGUGGAGAUUAAAAUCGAGCACUACAGCCACAAUGACCAUCCAUUGGUGGCUUUGAGCCAGGAGACUCUGUCCUCGUAUGAUGCGUGCAGCGAGAAACACGAAGGCAUUGUCAAAAUACCUUCACAUGACCACCAUUUAAUACUCACUUACGCUUCUAAAACUCAAAAAUUUGAAGUGUGUAGGGUGUGCCACAAACAUUUCUGCGGCAAAAGGAUGUAUCUGUGUGCUGAGAAAUAUGAUUACUAUGCUCAUUUGCGGUGUGUAGCGUCAAAGAUGGGAGAUUUUAAGCCCACAGACCACCCGGUGGCUUUAACUCGGAUGCUCAUGGUCGGGAAUCGGAGGUGUGGUUACUGCAACACAACAGUCAACGGCUUUGUCGAUGAGAUGAACUUUUAUUACUUCAACUGUGAUUUCUGGAUCCAUUAUUUGUGUGCCAAGAAAUGUAACAGAGGUCAACAUCAAUCUCGGCUU